GUUGCUCACGCUGGUCGGUUAUUGUGGGUGAGCGGGCGCAGAAGAUGGGGUCGAUCACGAGGGGUGUGCUGUUUAAAGUGGCCACAUCCCAAUCUGGAAGAAAAGCACACAAACCGUUAUUAGGGAAAAAUGCAAGUGGAUGCUUGGCUUCUUGCCUGCGCCUCGACCUUAACACCCAAGCUCCCUUAGAUGAAAAGACAUUGGCGCGAGCAACGCAGGACGGCAGCUCCGCGCCAAGGCUGCGGUUAACCAAGGAGUCGGCGAGAAACCUGGCUAGGAACUUCACAGCUGACGACCGACAGCUGCUGUUAAGCGAGAUCCAGCAAAUCAAGGGGGACGAGGCAAUAAUGGAGUUCUCAGGAUCGCUGGCCAGCCUGCGCUGGAGGAGUCGGUUCGGCCGGCCGGCCAGCGUCGGCGACGCCGACCCCACCGGCCGCUUCUGUCCCAUCCCCACCAACUGGCUCAAGCAACGACUCGCCACGAGUGUCCCGAAGCCCACCCCCGGCCAGCUGAUACACACUGCGUUGUUUAACUCCAUACCAUUCAUUGGCUUCGGAUUUUUAGACAAUGUCAUUAUGAUCACUGCGGGUGACUACAUCGAGGCCUCUGUGGGCGUGGCGUUCAGUAUCAGCACGAUGGCGGCGGCCGCGCUCGGCAACGCCGUCUCAGACGUGGCUGGCAUAGGCUCGGCCUUCUACGUGGAGGUGCUGGCGAUGCGGAUCGGCGUGCCGGCCCCCAGCAUGACGCCCGAGCAGCACGACCUCAAGAUCUCCCACUGGUUCUCCAACAUCGGCCGGGCCUUCGGCGUGGCGUUUGGCUGCAUUCUGGGAAUGUUUCCGCUCUUCUUCCUGCCGGGACACAACAAGACUGAAAAGGAUGAGGAGGACGAGGCGACAGCGGCGGCGGCGGAGGCGACCGGCGCCGUCGGACCUGUGGUAAAGGCGGAGGCCCCGCCGGCCGCGGCCGCGAGCACGACGGCGACCUCUUCACAAUCGGACACUAAGCCGGCGGCGAGUGUGCAGACCUCGGCAGAACCCGCCGCCGCGCCCUCGACGGCGGCGGCGGCGGCGAGCGCGGAGUCGGUCAGCCCGCGGGCGGCGCCCACCGUGACUGCAGAGCCACCUGUCGGCCGGGAAAGCAGCCCAAAGUUGGUGGGCGAGCCGAAGUGAGGGUGUGACGGGUGCGAGCGCUAGUGUUCGGGUGAAUUGUGGUUGACAGAAGUCAAGACGUGAGAGUACAUGUUCAUACGGCGAUAAUCAUGCGCUGAGGCGGUGACACUUCUCAUCGCUGUUACGGCGGCGUGCUGGGACGCCGCUCGUGGCCUGGUGCCAAAAUGGCGAGUGUUAAUCACGUGUCUGUGUCCAUUGUUGGCGUGCGGUGGCUCGGCGUGAUUUGACGGUGCUCCUGAGGUCCCGGCUCCGGAAGGCUGCUGCUGACGUUAUCGGACUGGCAGGUCUGCGCGAACUCAGGCGCGGCCGACGCCUCACGGGUGUGCCGUUGUUGUGGAUCGGGUGCGCCUGGUGCGCCGCGAGCAGCCAGAGUUUGUACUCCGUGUCGGGACAAGAUGAUUUUAUGAACUUUUCAGGUGGCGUGACGCUCGAGCGCUGUGCAAUAUCUGCGCAUGCGCACUAGGCGGGAUUAGGUGUCACCGUUCUCGUGUCGAUCAUUCCAUGUGCGCGCCGACGAGCCAGUCACUUUCACGACGAAUGUGGCAUUGACAGGCCGUUUAUUGACGCCAUCUAGCCAUGUGUAUGGGAAAGCCUUGCCCUCGUGUAGCCAGGACCCUGCAGAAAAUGGUGUUGACAGGUGAGCAGGUAAUGCAUAGUAGGAACAAUUGUAAAUAUACGAUACCUGGUGAGAACUGAACCCGUCAACCUGUAGUCCCGUCAUGGCUGCGUGUCGCGCCGGCCGGGACGUGUCCAGCUGUGCUGUCUUCCUGCGCGUGAUCGCCCGCCGCCGUUCGACGCCUCAUCCUGCGAACCCAGGACAAGAGCUGCCGCCAUGGUGACUGGGCAGACCGUGGGAAACGCUUUGCGUGCCGGUUGCGCGAUAAGUCUGGUUGUGCCGAAAUAUUAAGUGUGUUUUAGUUCUCCCCCCUCCUGUGCCAACCAGGGCAUGGGGACAUUCUCAACCAGCAUCCGUAACAGUCGCCUUGUGCCAAAAACGCACUGCUAGACAAUUCACAACAAAUCGAAAUUCCGACUCUUACGUAUCGAAAGAAAUUCCGAAGCCUCCACCCGCGUAACACGCGGGGAGCGGACCGACCAGCGGCCCGUGCCCGCACCGUCCGCUGAUACUUCCCGCCCAUCCACGGUGUGGGUCUGGCCGGCACAAGUCGCCCUCUUCACCGGCAGUCGAGGCACGCGUGACGUGAGACGGACAGGAGGGAAUACGACAUCCACGUGACUGACGGUUUUAGACGGUUUUUGAGGAACGACUUUACGGACCGAGUGCGCAGGAAAACCUGCUCGGAGUGAGUGACCAACACAUAGCUGGCACACGCCACCUAUAGCAUGUUUCAUUGAGGUCCACAACGGUUGAGCAUU
This is a messenger RNA of Pollicipes pollicipes, 2546 nucleotides long. RefSeq names its product transmembrane protein 65. The coding region runs from base 45 to 1169 and encodes 374 amino acids. Gene Ontology annotation, cellular component: mitochondrion. The transcript is spliced from 7 exons. Lineage: Eukaryota; Metazoa; Arthropoda; Thecostraca; Pollicipedomorpha; Pollicipedidae. The record is from RefSeq and is a predicted model, not a curated record.